UUGACUUUGGCGCGUUCUUCAAAACAGACCGCGGGAGAAGCUGAGAGGAUUUGCCGCGGUUAUUUUGCUCCAGUGUUUUCACGUAAAUUCAAAAACAGAUUUGGUACUAGUCUACCCGGUGACUUGAAGAUGUUAUCCCGAAAGAGAAAACAUGGCUCUCCUGAUGCCGAGAGUAAUCCAUCGAAGAAACAAAUAACAAGCCUGAGAAAUUCUCCAAGAAGGACCACUCGACAAAAAGAAAACAUUCCCAUUUCGCUGAAUUCCCCCCAAAAGAUUCCCAGCACACCUAAAAAGACACAGAGGGCCUUUUCGCUUGAAUCUCCUCCAAAGCGAGUCUCGCCACGGAAAGCAGUGCUGGGAGCAGGAACCUUCUACAGCAAACAGAAACCCCUGUAUCUCACACCUCUGGAGAGAAAAGUGCUGAAAGAAGCCAAAUCUCCACCAUCAGCCGCCAACAAAGAGCCGUCACGCCCUCCUUUGACCACUGCAAAUGCUGUUGUAAAACCAGCCAAGAAAGUUCAGAAGAAACCCAGAGCUUCUGCUCCACAGUCCAACCUGAAAGGCUACUUCACGGCUAAACCCAAAGUGAAACAAAGUCCAUCAGAUAAACAAACGGAUCAAGCGCUGAAAUCCACAUUAGCUCCCAUUUCAUUCAGCAGUAUGAAGUCUAAAGGUAAACCCAAACUUGUUGUCGGCGCUGCUUUCUUCACCACUGGAAAAAAGCCCUCUUCAAUGUAUAAGAAGUCUGCACAGAACACAAAGCCUAAACCAACAUACAAAAAACCCAGCAUUCAGAAACCUGUGAGGGAGAAGGAAGUGGUGAUGGCACCGGGACAGCGUUCUCCAGUUCGCCGUGCUGUUUUCUUAAAAAAACAGCCUGAAGUGGAAGUUCCUCAUGAUGAAAGAGAGUCGACACAAGCGCCAAUGUCUCCUCAGGUUCUGGCAGAUGUGCAUGGCAUCACUAAAGAGCUGAGGGUGGUUUUGAGGAGGUCUGUGAGCCCUGAGACUGGCUGCCAGGACGCACCUUCUGAAGCUGAUUCGGUGUUUGAUGUGAGUGAUUUACUGCUUCCGGAUCACGAUAGCUCUCAUGAUGAAGAAGAAGAAUCAUCUGUGUAUCCCAUCUUUGGCACUAAAAGAUCUCAGAAAAAAGGGAAGUUGUCUCCGCCGCUGAACAGCAGCACUCCUUCAGCUCUGACAGCAACUCCUGCUCUCAAAGCCAAUCAGAGGAGCAUGUUGAGGAGAGAGAUGAAGAAGCAAACCGACAACCAGCUCAUCAUUGAUGCUGGUCAGAAGCAGUUUGGAGCCACUACUUGCGCAUCCUGUGGGAUGCUGUACAGCACAGACAGUCCAGAGGACAACUUUCAACACACACAGUUCCAUCAGCGCUUUCUGGACACCAUUAAGUUUGUGGGCUGGAAAAAAGAGAGGGUCGUGGCAGAAUUCUGGGAUGGAAAGAUCAUUCUCGUUCUUCCAGAUGAUCCCAAGUACGCCACGAGAAAGGCAGAGGACGUGAGGCGGAUUGCAGACAGUGAGCUGGGCUUUCAGCAGAUCACCCUCAGCAGCCCGAGCUCUGCUAAAACAUACCUCUUCAUCAACGCUGACAGGAUAGUUGUGGGAUGUCUGGUGGCUGAGAAUAUUAGACAGGCCUAUCGUGUGCUGGAGCAGCCUGAGAAACACAAAGACAUGAGCAAGGAGGACUUCAUGGAGCACCACAGGACCUGGUGCUGCUCUACUGUCCCGGAGAAAGCCCUCUGUGGCGUCAGUCGCAUCUGGGUCUUCAGUCUGAUGAGGAGGAAGAGUGUUGCCACACGCCUUCUGGACACGGCCAGGAAUACGUUCAUGUAUGGAAGUCACCUGACCAAAGAGGAAAUAGCCUUUUCUGACCCGACGCCACAAGGGAAGCUGUUUGCUACAAAGUACUGCCAAACACCAACAUUUCUGGUGUACAACUUCAUCAGCUAAAGAAAAGCAUCCAGUCUUAGUUUGUUUGACUGCAUUUAUUAAUGCAUGUGAGAGUUUUUAAAUAGAGAAAGCAAUGUUAGGUGUUUAAGUUCAGUUUAAUCAAUGUUCAGAGAAAAUCCGUUUUUACUGUGGAGUGUUACUUGAGACUGAUGUUUUACCUUGAGUUCAUGUUUCAGGCAGAAUUUUACUUCAGCACAAUUAUUGAACCAGUUCAUUAUAAACUAGCAGGUCCUCAAGGUUUCUGUUUGGGAAAACUAGGCUGCUGUGAUUAAUUACAUUUGUAAAGUGAACACUUUCCGUUAAACUGCUUAUUGACUGUGUAUAUAUUUUAAAAAUAAAUGUUCUUACUCAC
This is a messenger RNA of Danio aesculapii, 2314 nucleotides long. It is a transcript of the gene esco2, whose product is annotated as establishment of sister chromatid cohesion N-acetyltransferase 2. Gene Ontology annotation, cellular component: nucleus; chromatin. Bases 130 to 1962 code for a protein of 610 amino acids. The transcript is spliced from 11 exons. Gene Ontology annotation, molecular function: protein-lysine-acetyltransferase activity. NCBI's taxonomy places the organism in Eukaryota, Metazoa, Chordata, Actinopteri, Cypriniformes, Danionidae. Gene Ontology annotation, biological process: mitotic sister chromatid cohesion. The record is from RefSeq and is a predicted model, not a curated record.